Molecule: messenger RNA, 546 nt
Organism: Naegleria fowleri
Lineage: Eukaryota; Heterolobosea; Eutetramitea; Acrasida; Naegleriidae
Exons: 1
Coding region: 1-546 (181 amino acids)
Source: RefSeq, a predicted model, not a curated record
AUGAACACUCAAGAAAUCAUUCGUGCCUUCCAACCAUCCUCCCAUGCUGAAGCCAUGUUGAGUCUGUCAGCAGUCACUGGAGGUUUCUACGCUCUUUUAUUGAAACCCGUUCAUGAAUUAUAUCCAGAGGCAAAUCUCAACAAAAUUUCACAACAAUGUUUCAAACACAUUGGAGUGCUCAAAGCUCGUGAAUAUUUAUCCAAAGUUCAAACAUUAUCAGAAAUGGAAAGAUACAAUCGUGACACGAGAGGAGUCCUUUUGGUGUUGUUGAAGGCUAUUUUCAAUGCAAGUCCAGAAUAUGUGUUUCAUGUGGAAGAAUUUUCACCCACUGAAUGUAUUGAAUUUCCAACAUUGGUUCAGUUUUUGGAAGGAGCUGCAGAAACUUUGAAUCUUACGAAAUGCUGUCAAGUGAAGGCCGUUCCAUUGUCAGGACAUAAGGUCAAGGAUGCCUCUUUGACAGCACAAGAGAGUUCAAUGCCGCCCUCAAAGGAUGAAUUUUUUGUGAGAUAUUUCCUUACACUUCAUGAUGAUCAACGUUGUCAAUGA